This is a messenger RNA of Drechmeria coniospora, 2226 nucleotides long. RefSeq names its product interferon-induced GTP-binding protein Mx2. Gene Ontology annotation, molecular function: GTPase activity; microtubule binding; GTP binding. Lineage: Eukaryota; Fungi; Ascomycota; Sordariomycetes; Hypocreales; Ophiocordycipitaceae. The record is from RefSeq and is a predicted model, not a curated record. The coding region runs from base 1 to 2226 and encodes 741 amino acids. Gene Ontology annotation, cellular component: cytoplasm; membrane; microtubule. The transcript has 6 exons.
AUGGCGAGCGGCUUGGGCAACCGGGCUUUUCUGGCGAAAAUUGACAAGCUCCGCGAGCUCAAUGUGGGAUCCAUGAUUCCUCUUCCUCAGCUUGUCGUUGUUGGCGACCAGUCUUCGGGAAAGAGCUCUGUUCUUGAGAGCAUGACUGGCUUUUCAUUCCCGCGCGCCGCGGGCCUCUGCACCCGCUAUGCGACGCAGAUUACAUGCCAUCGUCACCCUAUUAAGAGUGUCCGCGUAUCGAUUAUCCCACGACCUGAUGCCGAUGAUACUUUGAAAUCCCAGCUCCUCGAAUUCGAGCGAUGCACUACCGAGCUGGAUAACGACGCAUUGACCGAGAUCUUCCACGAAGUUCGUUAUAUACCUCUGCACCCGCCCUUGCGAUACCUGGAUCGUGCUGAAGAGAAGCAGGCAAACUUGGCUAUGGGCAUUCGUAUGACUGCGGAUGACAAGAAGGAUGGGCUUGCCGCGUUCAGCCAAGACAUCCUCAAGAUCGAGGUUCACGGACCUGAUCAAAGCCACAUGACUGUCAUUGACGUUCCGGGAAUAUUUCGAGUACCCACUGCAGGACUCACUGCCGAGGCCGACAUUGUUCUCGUUGAGAAUAUGGUUAAAUCAUAUAUGAGCAACAGCCGUACCAUAAUUCUUGCAGUAAUGCCGUGCAACGUCGACAUUGCAACGCAAGAGAUCCUGAAGCUUGCCGAGGCCGCAGACCCCGUUGGUUUGAGAACGAUGGGCGUGUUGACGAAACCUGAUCUCGCCACCGAGUCAGCGACAAAGGAGGCAGUGAUUGACCUGCUGGCCGGAAAUCGGAGCAACCUGAAACUUGGCUACUACGUUGUCAAGAACCGUGGCGCAGAUGACAACACCUCCACACUCGUUCAAAGAGCAGACGACGAGAAGGCAUUUUUCAUGGGAUCCCCGUGGCCAUGUGUUCAGGAACGGUGCGGCAUCGCAGCGCUCAAGGGACGACUUCGCCACCUUCUCAUGAAAAUUUCGAAACAGGAGAUACCGAAUGUCAAGUUCGACAUCGAGCAGCGUCUUCACCGCUGCAAGGAUAAACUUGCCACCAUGGGACCUACCCGAGGGGACGAGAACUCGCAGAGACUCUACUUGGGAAAGUUGGCCAAUAAAUUCCAAGCCAUCGCUCAAGCGGCGCUGAACGGCUACUACAUCAGUGACAACAUCUUUGAGGAGAUGCCUGAUCUCAAACUGAUUACUCGAAUCAUCAAGCUGAAUGAAGUGUUUUCCAACACGCUCUGGACCAGCGGACAUUCAUGGCCGUUUGAACCAACGGAACAAGACAAGGACGGCAAGGAUAAUGACGGCGACAGUGAUAACAACGAAGACCUGCUUGGGGAUGCCUCGAAGGAUACUCCCUUCCGAGUGCCGAUCAAGGACUACCCGGAAAUUCACGGCAUUAUAUCGACAAAGGAGAAACAAAAGCUCCAUGAGCCCCUUUUAGGUUUGAGCGGCGGAAACUUGAUUGAUCGUAUUCGAGACGUGUACGAGACCAGCCGAGGGCCAGAGAUUGGCACCUUUGGAGGGAACGUGCUGUCUACAGUUUUCAUCUAUCAGUCGGCCAAGUGGGAAUCAAUGGCGAUGUCGCAUGCGGCCAACGCUGUCACGCUCGUUCACGACUUCAUCUCUAGACUUAUCCGUCAUCUUUGCCCGGAGAAGAAUGUCAGGGAGGCAUUGUGGGAUGAUAUUCUGAUGAAAAAGCUUCAUGAGAGAUACGGUGUGGCGAUGGAUCAUACCCGUUUCUUGCUCACAAUUGAGCGCGGUGGACGUCCAACCACCUUCAACCAUUACUUCAGCGCCAACCUUCAGCAGAGACGGGUUCGGCGCACGUUGAAGCCAAUGAUGCAAAAAGCCACAUGGAAUUCUCAGAAUCAGAAGUGGAUCUCGUUGCAUGACGUGGACAAGUGCGUUACCGGCAAGAACAACGGUCAACAAGUCUGCGAGGACAUUCUCGACACACUUGUCAGCUACUACAAGGUUGCACGCAAGCGCUUCGUCGACGCUGUCUGUCAGCAGGUUGUAGCGUACCACCUUCUUGACGGAGAUGAGAGCCCGCUCAAGGUCUUCAGCACCGACUUGAUAAUGAGUCUCAGCCAUGAUGAGCUGGAUGCGAUUGCGGGAGAGGACGAGGAGUCAAAGGGGCAGAGACACUCUCUCGGGCGCGAGAUUGAAAGCUUGGAGGCCGCCUUGAAGGUUCUUAGGGCCUGA